GCUCGCAAGACACAGGUCCUUGUCUCGGUGGUUUCGUGGCCGUGCGCUCUCGCCGCCGUCUUUACGAGUCGUGAUGGCCCUCAAGCAUGGAUCCAGCUUAUUGUAAUCACUGUUUCUAGCACUAUACCUCUAUUCAUGCUCUUCGGGUAUCGCAAUUCUGGAAGUCAAUCUUGUUCGCUCCUUGAAAUCGCUAUUGAUGGCUUGGUCGCAUUGCUCCUGGUUGGGGUAUACACCUCCGGAAUGAUCCUCCUUUCUACUCAACAGAUUCGCGAAUGGGAAUCUCCCUGGGACUACACGAUUGCUCGUGGUCUUCCCCAGGUUUACUCCAACCUCUCAUGUAUCAUCCUCGGUCUGUUAUAUUUGCGCACCUUUUCUCAAGGCUUAUUCCAAAAAUGCAUUAUGCCUAUGCUCAGGGCCCGCCGCGUCAACUACACCCUUUGCCCAGCCUGUGACCAAUAUGUGGAUGUUCCGAUGACCAAGAGCCAGGAUGUGACCAUAAGCGCGGCGGAACAGGAAAGACCCUUUGGCUCGACUGACAGUCUUCGGGGUUUGUACUCUGAUGAUGUUGGGUCCCAGCUGUUGCUACCCGAGAGCUCCUUAGGUAUGGAGGGUGAGCAGACUACUGGAAUUGUAUCCAAUAACUGA
Messenger RNA from Penicillium hordei, 645 nucleotides. RefSeq lists its product as uncharacterized. The annotation marks the transcript as partial. The record is from RefSeq and is a predicted model, not a curated record. The transcript has 3 exons. Lineage: Eukaryota; Fungi; Ascomycota; Eurotiomycetes; Eurotiales; Aspergillaceae.